Molecule: messenger RNA, 1279 nt
Organism: Gilbertella persicaria
Lineage: Eukaryota; Fungi; Mucoromycota; Mucoromycetes; Mucorales; Choanephoraceae
Product: endoplasmic reticulum vesicle transporter-domain-containing protein
Exons: 7
Coding region: 57-1241 (394 amino acids)
Biological process (GO): retrograde vesicle-mediated transport, Golgi to endoplasmic reticulum; endoplasmic reticulum to Golgi vesicle-mediated transport
Cellular component (GO): endoplasmic reticulum; Golgi membrane; COPII-coated ER to Golgi transport vesicle
Source: RefSeq, a predicted model, not a curated record
UUUUUUUUUUUUUUUUUUUUUUUUUUUUUUUACUUUUUUCUAUUCGGGUUCAAGAGAUGGUGUCAAACUCUUUUCUCAAAAGAUUCCGAAAACUAGAUGCUUAUGCAAAAACACUCGAUGACUUUCGUGUUCGAACAGCUACUGGUGGCACUGUGACUUUAAUAAGUGGAUUGACCAUCUUUGUGCUUGUUACUUUUGAAGUGUUUCGAUACUUGACACCUAUUAUGCAGUCUGAGAUUAUUGUCGAUGGUGGCAAAAUGGAAAAACUUCCCAUUGCUUUUGAUAUCACUUUUCCACAUGUGCCCUGUUACAUGCUCAGUCUAGAUGUCAUGGAUGAAAGUGGAGAGCACAUUAGUGAAUAUGACCAUGAUGUCUAUAAAGAAAGAUUGGAUUCAAAUGGCAACAGUAUCAUUAAAGAAAAGUCAGAAGAUUUGCGUAACAAGGCAGCUAGAUUGGCCAUGGAACAUAAUGGUGAGGUACCUGAGAAUUAUUGUGGACCUUGUUAUGGAGCCAAUGUCAACGAUGAAGAAAACCCUUGUUGUAAUACCUGUGAAGAAGUUCAACGUGCAUAUACAGAAAUGGGUUGGAGUGCUGAUUCUGAUAAUUUUGAACAAUGUGUAAGAGAAGGUUGGAAAGAAAAAAAAUUGGCACAAGCUCAAGAAGGUUGUCGCAUGCAUGGUACUUUAUCUGUCAAUAAGUUGCGCGGUAACUUUCACUUUUCGGCUGGACGUGCUUUGAACAAUGGAAGAUCGCAUAUUCAUGACAUGUCUUCCUUUGUUACGAACGAAUAUGGACAAAACUUUAUUCACAAUAUUCAUCUUUUCCAAUUCGGUUCACAAGAAUACAACUUGCAGAAACAGAAGCGAACAAAAUCAAGUACCAUCAUUCAUCCUCUUGAAGAAACCAUGUGGGGUUCAUCAGAAGCUGCCAUAAUGUAUCAAUACUUUUUGAAGAUUGUACCUACAGAAUUUGAUUUCCUUAAUGGAAAGCACCUUAGAACCUUUCAAUAUUCUGUCAGUAAGCAAGAGCAGUUGGUAAAUCAUGGCGGAGGUCUUCCCGGUGUUUUCUUUAUGCUUGAUCAUUCUCCUAUGCGCAUUAUUUAUUCAGAGACAAGACCUACAUUCGGCAGUUUCUUAACCAGUGUUUGUGCUAUUAUUGGUGGUAUCUUUAGUGUAGCCAGUAUCAUUGAUAGUGCAUUAUAUAGAGCUGAAAGAAUCUCUAAACAAAGAAAGCAAAUGUAAAUAAAAGAAGAAAAAAAGUCAUUUUUUUUUUUUACAUA